AUGUUGUUUUGUCCACAACAGCUCGUCCGGGUCCGCCUCCAGGCGCUACUGUCGGCGCCAUGUAGAAGCCCCGGCUACUGGCAUCGGAGCUCGUGGACUCUGAAUACUCGACAUGCACUUCAACAUGCGUUGAAUCAUACCUCAACGAUCCAACAGCAAGGUGGAUAUGAACGGACAGCUGGAGACAUCACCACCGAAUCCUCGGAAAGCGAGCCCAAGCAAGAUGCAACCACAGGCAAUUCAGAUCAGGUCGCCAGCAGUUCUCGCCGAACUUACAAAAGUGUUGGUCCGCGGGGAGUGCCGAAAAUGACCGUCAAGAAGAUCCUAUUUCGCGAAGGCCUCAGAACAUCAUACGGAGCGACUGUACACCAACGACUCAACCACGAGAUACAGCGCGAGGGGAGAAAACUGAGUGAUAAAUCGAUCGCCAUAGCCACAAGCACGCGAGGGAAAUCGAUAUACAGCGCUCAACAGAGCAGCCUUAAAACGUGGCAGCGGGCCUAUGAAGAAGUUUACAAAGCCAAGCAUUACAAGCGCAAAAUCAACGACCCAAGCAUAAUACCAGUGCUGAACAAAACUGGGGAAGUUCUACUGGCAAAGAUUCAAGAAGAUUGCAGCGGAGCCUUUGCAAAAUUCUGGCAUACUAGUGAGCGGGAUGUCAAAGCUCGACACUGGCAAGCUUUGGCUUUCUGGUUGCUACAAAACGACGUCAAAUUGUUCCUGAAUUUUUUGAUCGUCACAAUGAAGGGCACGGAGAGACCGGACUUUACCAUGGUCACGGAUUGUCUUUUAUACGUGGACAACUUCUACUAUGAGGAAUUGAAAGAUUGGACAACAGGCCGUAACUCACAUGGGUACCCGUGGGUGAUCGAAUACUGCCUACGCCCGUCCACUUGGCCGGUAGUCUCGCCACCUCAAAAGGGUAUUCGGCUUUACAUUCGACGGGCUAGGCCCUAUGGUGUCCGCUUGGCCUUCCGCACGAUGAAAGCCAGGGGGAUACAGUCGAAACCGGAAACGCAGCUCUGUUUUGUGAAUCGGUUCACUCAGCUUGGAGAUGCUAAUAGGGCAUUAAGUGCUUUGAAGCUCCUUCCGCGGCUCAAGGACCCUGCCUUUACCAUGGACGCCCAAGGUGUUCUCCGACACUGCUGCAAGCUCUUGACCUUGGAUACUGUCGAAGACGGCGAAUCCGGGCGCAACUUCCGAAUCCUGCCAAAGCUUCUGGAGAUGGGUGUGCGGCCGGACCGAGACAUGAUGAACGUGGUGCUCGCCAACGCCUACAAAACCGGUGACCACGAACUUGGUGCCGAUAUGCUUCAGUUCAUGACGAGUCAGGACUAUACUUUUGACUCGUAUACCUACGUUACUCUUCUCACUAAUGCCGUUUUACGGGGCGACCAAGCUCGCACCCACGAGCUGAUCCGCGAGGUGGAUACGAAAGAAGAAAUUCGCAAGAACCCAUACGUCGCCAAUAAGAUCUUCCACGCCCAUUACGUUUUCACCGCCAAGCAUAUGGACGCCGACGUUGAUCCCUCUGGUGUCUUCUAUUCGAUGCUUGACAUGUACAACAAGCUUCACGACAUCACGCCCCUAAAAGAGCUCCUCAUCAUUCCCCCUCACUACAAGGCGCGGGAAGAAGGCGCAAACACGCCUCCCACACCUAUGGCACUGUACAUUAUGAUCGCAACCUACUUCCGCUGCGGCUCUCGUAUCUCGACUGUCCAACGCAUUUACUCGCGAUUUGCGGAGCUUGUCAAACAGGGGCAUCCCACCAUCGCCCCAUUGGCAGCGACCGAUCACACUUACAAUGAAUUUCUCAUUGCUCUGCGCAAAAGCUCGCGAGCUAUGCAUUCUUGCGUUCGGAUCGUGGAAGAUAUGCUCCAGCCCCGGGCCGACCUGGCUAUUGAGCAUGCUAAGCCGAGCUACCGCACCUGGGCCAUUCUACUGAGUGUUUUCCUCUGGCACCGGCGACCCGCUGCCGCCGAGAAGAUUAGGGAGAUGAUGGCAAAACACGAGGUCCCUUAUAAUGACGUGACCUGGAAUUUGAUCAUCAACGGUUACGCCAAUGCCCAGAAAGUGCAGGAGACCGCUGCUGCCAUGAAGGCCAUGGAAGCUCAAGGAUUUACUCUCGACUCCUACACUAUGAAGUCCCUGCGUUAUCUCCGUGACCCGGAACGUCUCUGGGUUGCCGUGGACGAACUUGAUCAUGCUGCUCAGGAAGCGGACUUUGCUGCCCGAUCCUCUACUGAACAGAGCCCUGCCGCUAUCGAGGACGCCCUCCGCGAUGAUUUGAUUGAGAAAGGUCUGCAGAAACUUGGGGACAAGAAUAAGGCCCAGGAUUGA
Molecule: messenger RNA, 2340 nt
Organism: Penicillium daleae
Lineage: Eukaryota; Fungi; Ascomycota; Eurotiomycetes; Eurotiales; Aspergillaceae
Product: pentatricopeptide repeat protein
Exons: 1
Coding region: 1-2340 (779 amino acids)
Molecular function (GO): protein binding
Source: RefSeq, a predicted model, not a curated record